This is a messenger RNA of Leishmania braziliensis MHOM/BR/75/M2904, 2472 nucleotides long. RefSeq lists its product as hypothetical. The transcript has a single exon. Gene Ontology annotation, molecular function: protein binding. Gene Ontology annotation, cellular component: U2-type catalytic step 2 spliceosome; Prp19 complex; precatalytic spliceosome. Gene Ontology annotation, biological process: mRNA splicing, via spliceosome; spliceosomal complex assembly. Bases 1 to 2472 code for a protein of 823 amino acids. Lineage: Eukaryota; Euglenozoa; Kinetoplastea; Trypanosomatida; Trypanosomatidae. The record is from RefSeq and is a predicted model, not a curated record.
AUGAAGCGCUCUCGUCAGGAUAAUCGUCAUCUUGGCCCAGCGGCGGCCGCCAUGCGCCGCCGUGACGUGUACCGAGACGGCCGUCAAGCGGAGGAGCAGGUGAGCAUUCAGAAGCUCUUCCGGGACGCUAUAGCGAUGCAAAAGUUCCACUCCCCGAACCAGUCUGGCGCCGCAGCCCGUGUGAUGAUCCACAGCCGUGAGGAGCUUGCCUUGUAUCGCCAGAAGCGGCGCGCAGAGCUCGAGGAGAGUGUGCGGCGUGGCUUUAAGGCGAUCGGCAACUGGAUUCGCUACGCACGUUGGGAAGCGCAGCAGUGCGAUUUUGACCGCAUGCGGGCUGUCAUGGAGCGCGCAGUGUCCGUGCACGGCGAGAAUCCAAGCCUGUGGCGCGACUACGCAGAGCUGGAGGAAUCGAGCGGGUUCAUAGAACAUGCUCGUCAGGUGUGGAGUCGUGGUGUGACGGCGCUGCCGUCGAGUGUAGACUUGUGGGUUAAGUACCUGGCCAUGGAGCAGGCAGUGGGUCACGAUCAGCGGGUGCGAGACGUUUUUCAUCGAUGGCUUUCCGGGGACGCGGUGCCGUCGUGCGCAUAUCAGCUGGCUGCCCUUUAUGAGGCCCAACAGCGGCGUCAGGCAGGCUGCCGCGACCACCUUCGCCGCUGCGUUGAACGUUUUAACACGCCAGCGAGCUGGUUGCUGUACGGCGCCACCGAACAACAAGUCUUCGGGGAUUACGAGCGUGCCGUCAAGGUACUUGAGACAGCAAUGCAGGCACUUCCCGAUGAGGACCUUUGGGGGUCAGAGGUGUGCCCCGUGCCGCUUGCGCUGGCAGAGGCGCACGUUGCCGCCGGCAACAUCGUGCAGGCGCGCAAUGUCUUCCACAGCGCCCUCGAACACGUGGCUGAUCACCCCCUGCUAUUAGAGAAGGUGUUGUCGUCCUACAGCCGCUUUGAGCGCCUGCACGGAGACGGUGCGCUCUCUGAGCAGGUGGCGCGACUACGCACUAUUCAGCUGUACGAAGAGCGCCUCCGAAAAAACACGAGUGACUUUGACGCCUAUCUGACGUUGUACUCCCUCUAUCGCGACCAGGAGCGUGAGAGGCGACUGAGCGCAAGCGGCCCGCCCAGCAACGCGCUGUCAGCGGUGAGAAGCAGCGCUGCAGCAACGUCGGCAGCACUUCUCCACUCGCCGGCUGCUGCAGCUUCUCCGUCUCGGCAGGUGCUGGCGCGGGCACUCCAAAUGCCUGCUCGGGACCCGUAUAGUGCCCAGCAACGUGCUGUUUUGGUCAUGGAGUACGCGCGUGCCUGUGAGGCUGAGGGAGAGCUGGAUGAGGCAAGGCGCACCCUUGCGGAGGAGAUCAAGAGCUUCCCCUUUGACGCGGCUCUGUGCCCGCGGCUGUGGGUGGAGGCGGCCGCAAUAGAGGAGCGCCACGGCGGCGCCACGCAGGCGCGUCGGCUUCUCCGCGCCGGAUCACAAGUAACAAAAGAUCCGCGCCUCUUCGAGGAGGCAAUUCAGUUCGAAGAGCGUCAGCGGACCGCCGUAAUCGAGGGAAUGCACGCCACAGCGCACUCGACCACGCAGUCGUCGAUGAGGGAGGUGGAGGAGGCGUGUGCACCGUACGUGGCGGAGUUGCGUACAGACUAUCAAAACGCCAUUCAGGCUUUCCCAUUUGACGUGCAGUGGUGGCUCCGCUACGCGAAGUUGGAGGAACAGCAGCAGGAGAUCCCGCGCGCAGACGCACUGUAUGGUGCCUGCAUCCAUACCUUCAACGGUGAGGCUGAACGGGUUACGUCUUUUGCGCACCGCUACGACCUCCUCGGCCAUGUCGACGCUGCCUGGGCACACCGAAUUCAUCUUCACACGCGGCGCGCGCGUGCCCUGCAGCGACAGGUGUCGCGGUGCAAGGGGAGCGCUGUGGACGCAGAGACUGCUCGGGCGGAGUUGACGACACUGCAAGAGGAGCUUUUGCGCUUGUAUGCGGCCCUCCUGCAGGACGUCUGGAAUGCGUACCGACACGAGGCGGUGGCGUGGUUUUCGCGGUACUUCGAGGCAGGUGAAGGCAGCGGUUCCGGUGUGCUCGCUGGUGCCGCACCAAAGACGUUGCCCUCGUCCAUCACACCUGCCACCGCGCGUUGGUCGGAAGCAGUGGAGGCGGUUGCAGGAUAUAUGGAGCGAAUGGGCGCUGUGAAAGCACGUCAGGGCACCCCAGAGAGUGCCCUAGCUGCCCUUCGUGCGAUCCUCAAGUCAAUGGUUGAGACAGAGCGUCACGCUAUUCGCCGAUCUCUUGGCUGGACCGAGCAGACCACACAGUUUGACGCCGUACAGAGGGCGCGCGAGUGGGGCGAGCUGCUGCUGUCGCCACUCCUCGAGGAGUGGAGCAAGUUUGAGCUCACCCACGGUGGGUCACUGGAGGCUGUUGCAGCCGCGAUGGAGAAACCCUUGAAGCGCCGCACGCGACUCUUCAAGACGCGGUCGUAG